AUGGCUUUGAUGGGCUCAAAAGAUAAGGACGACGUCCCAGCCCGUGUGGCCAAUACCCCCGUGGGGAAAAACGAAGGCCCCGGUGAUGUCCAAGAAGGUUUCUUCGCCGACAAUGCCGAUUCCCUCCAGCGUCAUCUGGGUAACCGUCAGAUUCAACUGAUCGCCAUCGGUGGUUCCAUCGGAACGGCCCUCUUCGUCAGUAUUGGAACGGGUCUGUACCAUGGCGGUCCCGGCAGUCUAUUCUUGGCUUUUACCAUCCAAAGUAUAUUCCUGGCUAUGAUCAACAACUGUCUGGCUGAGAUGACGACGGCCUACCCCGUCAGUGGUGGCUUCAUCCGUUUGGCCGGUAAAUGGGUUGACGAUGCACUUGGUUUCAUGGUCGGCUGGAAUUUCUUUUUCUACGAGGCUCUAUUGAUUCCAUUUGAAAUCUCUGCCUUCACCCUGGUUCUGUCCUUUUGGAGUGAACGGGUCACCGAGCCAGGCCCCGUUGCUGGAAUCUGUGCCGCAGUCAUCUUGUGCUACGGCUUCCUGAACAUUUUGGCGGUUCGCGCCUACGGUGAAGCCGAGUUCUGGCUCUCCGGUGGCAAGGUCAUCCUGAUUUUCUCGCUCUUCUUCUUCACCUUUAUCACCAUGGUGGGCGGAAACCCGCAACGUGAAGCCUACGGAUUCCGCUACUGGAACAACCCAGGGGCUUUUAUGGAGUAUCUUGACACCGGUGCUCUGGGUCGCUUUGAAGGCUUUCUUGGGUCUUUGUGGUCGGCCGCCUUUGCCGUUGUCGGCCCCGAGUAUAUCUCCAUGGUCGCCGCCGAGGCUCGACGCCCGCGUAUCUACAUCAAGAACGCUUUCAAGACGGUCUAUAUCCGCUUCGGUAUCUUCUUCAUCGGCGGGGCGUUGGCGGUUGGAAUUGUGUGCUCUGCUCGUGACCCGCGGUUGACAGCAGUUGUUAUGGGGGAGACUGGCGGCUCUUCCGCCGCGGCGUCGCCGUAUGUCAUUGGCAUGCGCAACAUGGGUAUCAGUAUUUUCCCAUCGAUUGUGAACGCACUUCUUUUGACCUCCAUUUUCUCUGCGGGCAACACAUACACCUACUGCGCCAUUCGUACCCUGUACGGUCUGGCGCUCGAGGGACGCGCCCCUCGGAUCUUAACUAAGACCACGAAGAGUGGUGUGCCCAUCUACUGUUUCGCCUUUGUCAUGAUCUUCCCGAUCCUGUCAUUCCUCCAGGUGUCCAACAGUUCCUCGAUCGUCAUUACCUGGUUUGCCAACCUCGUGACUGCUGGAGGACUGAUCAAUUACAUCGUCAUCUCAAUUACUUAUAUCUGCUUCCACCGAGCCUGCAAAGCCCAAGGUCUUGAUCGUCGCACCUUCUCUUACUUUGCUCGUCUCCAGCCUUUCUGCGCUUACGCUGCCCUUGUCUGGAUGAUUUUGGUCACUAUCCUCUAUGGCUACCCGGCCUAUAAGCCAUGGAAUGUCUCCACUUUCUGGUCUGACUAUACCAUGCAAAUCGUCAUUCCCCCUCUUUUCCUGAUCUGGAAGUUGCUCAAGAAGACCAAGUGGUUGAAGCCCCAUGAGGUUGAUCUCGUUUGGGAGCGACCGUUGAUCGAUGCCUACGAAGCCAGCUUCCUUGAUCCCCCCGUUGGGUUCUGGAGGGAGUUUGGCCAGAUGUUCGGUUUCCGCCGCAUCAAGGGUGGCAAUGACAAACGCCGGGCUUCGGUACAUCAACCCAUCUCGGACAGUGCGUCAGACAACGUCGUGGCCUGA
Messenger RNA from Penicillium oxalicum, 1758 nucleotides. RefSeq names its product General amino acid permease AGP2. NCBI's taxonomy places the organism in Eukaryota, Fungi, Ascomycota, Eurotiomycetes, Eurotiales, Aspergillaceae. Gene Ontology annotation, cellular component: membrane. Bases 1 to 1758 code for a protein of 585 amino acids. Gene Ontology annotation, molecular function: amino acid transmembrane transporter activity. The record is from RefSeq and is a predicted model, not a curated record. The transcript has 5 exons. Gene Ontology annotation, biological process: amino acid transmembrane transport.